Molecule: messenger RNA, 1401 nt
Organism: Penicillium chermesinum
Lineage: Eukaryota; Fungi; Ascomycota; Eurotiomycetes; Eurotiales; Aspergillaceae
Product: UDP-N-acetylglucosamine--dolichyl-phosphate N-acetylglucosaminephosphotransferase
Exons: 3
Coding region: 1-1401 (466 amino acids)
Biological process (GO): dolichol-linked oligosaccharide biosynthetic process; protein N-linked glycosylation
Cellular component (GO): membrane
Molecular function (GO): UDP-N-acetylglucosamine-dolichyl-phosphate N-acetylglucosaminephosphotransferase activity
Source: RefSeq, a predicted model, not a curated record
AUGCCAACCCCCAGUGAGCUCUCUCGGGCAGAGACAUGGCGCCUGUUACUGCUAGUAGGAGCUGGAUUAAGCGUCCUCGUCAACACGUUCCAAGGUGACGGCGCGCCCUUGAUAGCCUCGGCCGCAUUGGCGAGCAUUUCCUUUGCUGUUGCCUUCAGUAUGAUCCGCUGGCUUGGUCCCGUAUUCAUCAAGGCUGGACUGAAGGGAAAGGAUAUGGCCAAGCCAAGGAAACCCGAGAUACCAGAAACCAUGGGUGCAGUAUGCGCAGUGGUAUAUUUGAUUUCUAUGAUUGUUUUCAUCCCAUUUGCUUUCUACAAAGACAUUGUGGCAGCGACUUCUGGUGGUGGGAAUCGCGAUGUAGUGAUCGGCGAUCCUCAUGUUGAGACAGGCCGCUUUUUGCAUCGGUUCCCUCACGGGAAGCUCGCUCUCUACCUGUCCGGCUUAUUGUCAUUGCAAUCAGUCGUCAUUCUUGGUAUUGGCGAUGACUUGCUUGACAUUCGCUGGCGCCACAAGGUGCUGAUCCCAGCAUUUGCCUCAAUUCCCAUGCUGAUAGUUUACUUUGUCGACUUUGGAGUCACCCAUGUGGUUGUCCCUGUUCCAUUGCAACCAUACAUUGGCGCUUUUAUUGACCUUGGAUGGCUAUACUACGUGUACAUGGCAGCAGUUGCCAUCUUUUGCCCCAAUGCAAUCAACAUGUUGGCCGGCAUCAACGGCAUUGAGGUUGCGCAGUCAUUGGUCAUAGCGAUCUUGCUGUUGUUCAACGAUGCUCUGUACCUAGCGCCCUUCACGCCAUACCCUCACCCCGCUACGGACUCGCAUCUGUUCUCCAUUUACUUUUUAUUGCCGUUCAUCGGAGUAUCAGCCGCUCUCCUCUGCCAUAAUUGGUAUCCGUCCAAAGUGUUUGUGGGUGAUACCUACUGUUAUUUCGCGGGUAUGGUAUUCGCGGUUGUGGGUAUCCUCGGCCAUUUCAGCAAGACUCUUUUGCUUCUGUUUGUACCGCAGAUCUUCAACUUUCUAUACUCGACGCCUCAACUGUUCCACAUCAUUCCUUGCCCGCGGCACCGGCUUCCAAGGUUCCAACCGUCCACAGGCCUCCUGGAUACCUCCAUGACCGAAUGGACAGUCCCGCCAUCUCCUUUGAUCGCGACUGGGUUGGACUUAUUGCACACCUUGCGGUUGAUACGCAUUGUGAAAAAUCAAGAGGGCCAGAUUGUGGAGUCCACGAACUUGACAAUUCUCAAUUUGUGGCUCGUAUGGAUGGGUCCCAUGCGAGAAGACCGACUUGCGUGGCAUAUGGUCGGGGUCCAAAUCCUAUGUGGACUGUUCGGCCUUUUCGUACGACACCGACUUGCAUUGCUGGUUUUUAAUGUUGAUAAUCGGACAUUCGAGUCAGUCGUUUAG